This is a messenger RNA of Mastomys coucha (southern multimammate mouse), 3216 nucleotides long. RefSeq names its product C-C motif chemokine receptor 6 (gene Ccr6). The coding region runs from base 668 to 1768 and encodes 366 amino acids. Gene Ontology annotation, biological process: thymocyte migration; immune response; G protein-coupled receptor signaling pathway. The record is from RefSeq and is a predicted model, not a curated record. Gene Ontology annotation, cellular component: membrane. NCBI's taxonomy places the organism in Eukaryota, Metazoa, Chordata, Mammalia, Rodentia, Muridae. The transcript has 5 exons. Gene Ontology annotation, molecular function: C-C chemokine receptor activity.
AACCUUUGCUACCUUCAUAUGGGCUAUAGCUUGUUGAAGACAGAACACUUGUGGUAAGGUACCCACCCCCAGGAGGGUAAAGAACAAGCCACACACUGCUUUGAGGGGCCCAGCCCGGAGCAGAACUGCAAGGACAGACACCGUUCUAGUCACCUGCGGUUUGAAAUCAUCACUUCCAGUCCCCUGUGACUAGGGCCAGGGUCUCCACACCUGUGAGAGGAAGCGAAGAUCUAAGGAAUCUGAAAUUUAAGAGAAAAACUGCAGCUGCUGGUUUGUGGGUUGGAACAUUAUUGCAUCUCACUACCCGUCUCUCAAUGAGCACUGCUGGUUGCAUCUGUCAACAGAAUAGUCCUCACAUUCUUAGGACUGGAGCCUGGACAGCCACUGAGGCAGGAGUACCUGGCCGGCCCACUUUGGAGCUCAUCGUUUCCUGGGAGCUGUUGACAAUUUAAACGCAAAUACAGGGGGCAAGUGAGCGAGAUGGCCCAGCUGCGGAGUCUUCUCUGUUUCCUCCACAAUCGACUUGUACAUUUUGGAUCCGAUGCACUGCGUUUGCUUCCGCCCAUAUUCAUUGCAGAGUCUCCCGAACCUGGAGCGUGGUUAGUCUCACUAGCCAGUUGCUCUGGGGGUCCCAUCUCUCCCCUGGAGGCUGAAGUUACAGGAAACAAUGAAUUCCACAGAGCCCAAUUAUGGAGCGGAUGAUUAUUUCAGCACAGAUUAUUCUAUUCCUCCAAGCUACGGGAUAUGCUCCCUAGAAGAGGUCAGAAAGUUCACCAAGGUGUUUGUGCCAAUUGCCUACUCCUUAAUAUGUGUCUUUGGCCUUCUGGGCAAUAUUAUGGUGGUGAUGACUUUUGCCUUCUACAAGAAAACCAGGUCCAUGACUGACGUCUACCUGUUGAACAUGGCCAUCACAGACAUACUCUUUGUCCUCACCCUACCAUUCUGGGCAGUUACUCAUGCCACCAACACUUGGAUUUUCAGCGACUCGCUGUGCAAAUUGAUGAAAGGCACAUAUGCAGUCAACUUUAACUGUGGGAUGCUGCUCCUGGCCUGUAUCAGCAUGGACCGGUACAUUGCCAUCGUCCAGGCAACCAAGUCUUUUCGGGUACGCUCCAGAACACUGACACACAGUAAGGUCAUCUGUGUAGCAGUGUGGUUCAUUUCCAUCAUCAUCUCGAGCCCCACAUUUAUCUUCAACAAGAAAUAUGGGCAGCAGGGUCGUGAGGUCUGCGAGUCAUGGUACAAGUCUGUCCCGGAGCCUAUCAGGUGGAAACUGCUGGGUAUGGGACUCGAGCUGCUCUUCGGAUUCUUCAUCCCUUUGCUGUUUAUGGUGUUCUGCUAUCUGUUCAUAAUCAAGACCUUGGUGCAGGCCCAGAAUUCCAAGAGGCACAGAGCCAUCCGAGUUGUGAUCGCUGUGGUUCUUGUGUUCCUGACUUGUCAGAUCCCUCACAAUGUGGUCCUUCUCGUGACUGCAGUCAACACGGGCAAAGUAGGCCGGAGCUGCAGCACUGAGAAAGUCCUCGCUUACACCAGGAAUGUGGCUGAGGUCCUGGCUUUCCUGCAUUGCUGCCUCAACCCUGUGCUGUAUGCCUUUAUUGGACAGAAAUUCAGAAACUACUUCAUGAAGAUCAUGAAGGACGUGUGGUGUAUGAGAAGAAAGAACAAGGUGCCUGGCUUCCUCUGUGCCCGGAUUUACUCAGAAAGUUACAUCUCCAGGCAGACCAGUGAGACUGUCGAAAAUGAUAAUGCAUCGUCCUUUACAAUGUAACACAAGAGCACAAGCAACAUGCCCUGAAAGCUUCGUGAAACUUGCUAUUACAUAUGAAAAAGAAAAAAAAAAGCCAUUGCCAAAUAUGUAUAGUAACUAUGGAAAUUCAGCAAAGGCUUCCUGCAAGAUUGGAACCGGUUGGGAGAUGGCACUAUCAGCUAAAUUCUUCCAGGUGUGGUUAACAAAAAACAUUGUAGCUCCUCCUGGGUUGGUGUUCCACAAAAUAAGAUGUGGGGAAUGCUGGAUUACUAAGAAAUGCUUAUGAACAUAAACGUAUUCAGGAAUGUUCAUGAAGGGGAUCACAGACCUAGUGACCCCUAGAACCCAUAGCACAAAAAAAGGGAUGUAGCUUGGGAAACCAACAAAAGCCCAACCCCCUUCCCCCCUGUAACUCAUGAGAAGCAGAUGGCAAGUCAAAGAUCCAAUACCGGGUUCCCUUUGAUCUUCUCAGCAAGCGCUAGGCUGUGGAUGAGGAAGGCAAGAGCAAGCAUCCAUAAACUGAACAUCAACCUGGGUAGAGGGGGACAGGAACCAAGUAAGAAGUGGGGUACCUGGGCUUGCUCUUGGCAUGUGAGCUUGCUUCCACAAAUGGACAUAGUUCCCAGUGGUUCUCCUUUCCCCUCUGGGGUGGGUGGAGCCUGAGGAAGCAAGCUGGGAUACUGCUCCAAGCUGGGCUUUGGGCUUAGCAGAUUCCGGCACAGUUUAAAUUCAUCCUGUGGAUGGUAAACUUGACUUGUCUGUAGUUGAAAGCGCUUAUUCUUCCAGUUCUGAAACGGAGGUGAAGAUCCUGAUCACCAAGAGCUUCAAGUUACCCUCUGAGUAUUAGGAAGUAUGGUGGCCUCUGAGACCAAGUGGUUAUUUUUGUUCAUUUAAAUUAGACAUUGAACCUAGGGUCUCACAUAAUGUUCUGCAAUUGUGCUACCACUGUAUUAUACUCCAGUGCCUUUCUGUAUCUUUCAUUUAGAGAGAGGGGACCCACUCAGGUGUCCAGACAGGUCUUGAACUUGGCAAUCCCAGAGCCUCAGCUCUACAAAUAACUAGGAUUACAGGCCUGUGCCACACUAUGCCUGGCUCGCAGACUGGUCUUAAGGUAGCUCUACCCAAAGUCAUAGAUAGUCAUAAAAGCAGGUUUCAGUGAGUCUCUUCUGCCUUGUUAGAAGCUCAUAGUACUCUAGUCCUUAAAGGGCUGCAUAAGCAGAUGACAAAUGUGUACUGGAGAUGCGGAAACACAAAUCUCAUUACAAAAGUUGCUGAUGUGAAUGUCAAGAUACUGACAUGUUCUAUAAGAUACAUGGUUUGGAAUGGUUAGUGAGCUGUUGCAAUGCCUUCGUUGCCAUCUAUAGUAAGUGAGUGAGUGCGUGUGUGAGUGUGGUGAGUGUGUGUGUGUAUUUGCUCAAGUUUUGAGGCCAGAGGCCAGCCUCGAGUAUAUUCCUCAGGCUCUGUUUGGU